CAGCCACGGGGUGUGUUUACUACUGUGCCAAAAGAGAAGACGUCAAAGAUAACAGUGGUCAAGGUGUUGUCAUUGAAAACCCUUAUAAAACCCCUCAAAUCUCAUUCAUCCACAGCUGGCUUUCAAACAGGGCUCAAGUGCACACCUAAAGUUUAGGUAACUUGAAUUCAUGCAAAUGAAGGAGCUGCGCCUGCUGUAUGCGCUUACAUUGCCGACUAGUUGAAAAGCUAAAAGACCAUGGAGUGGGUACUUGGUACUGCUUUGGUUCUCACUGUGGCACUUGCUGUGCUGUUCGUAAAAGGACGCUUCGAGAGGAGAUUGAAGAGGUCCAAUCUCCCCAACAGCCUGCCCGCGUUCCCUCUAAUUGGGAGCCUGCUGAGUCUGAGAAGCGACCUGCAGCCACACAUUCUCUUUCAGCGGCUGCAGGAGAAAUACGGCAACAUCUACUCGCUCAUGAUGGGGCCUCACUAUGUGGUGAUUGUGAAUAACUACCAGGAUGCCAAAGAGGUUUUACUGAAGAAGAGCAAAAUCUUUGCUGGGAGACAAAGAACUGUGACUACAGACAUUCUAACCAGGGAAGGGAAAGACAUUGCGUUUGGAGACUACAGCCCGGCUUGGAGGUUUCACAGGAAGAUGGUGCACUCGGCGUUCAGCAUGCUUAGCGAAGGCUCAACCUCAAUCGAGAAAAUAAUCUGUAGAGAAGCCCGCUCCAUGUGCCAGACCCUAUCCGACCUCCAGAGUACAGCCAUCGACCUGGCGCCUGAACUGACCCGCGCUGUCACCAACGUGGUGUGUUCCUUGUGCUUCAACUCAUCCUAUCAACGCGGGGACCCCGAGUUUGAAUCCGUGCUCCAAUACAGCCAGGGGAUCGUGGACACCGUGGCUAAAGGCAGUCUGGUAGACAUCUUUCCCUGGCUUCAGAUGUUCCCCAAUGAAGACCUCAGGAUACUAAAAGACUGCAUUGCGGUCAGGGACACGCUCCUGCAGAAGAAGUAUGACGAACACAAAGCUGACUACAGUGAUGGUGCAGAGAAGGACCUGCUGGAUUCCCUCCUGCGAGCCAAGCUCUGCUCCGAGAACAACAACACGCGAGCAAGAGAAGUGGGGCUGACAGACGACCACCUGCUCAUGACCGUGGGAGACAUCUUCGGGGCUGGAGUCGAGACCACCACCACUGUCAUGAAGUGGGCCGUCGCUUACCUCCUACACCACCCGCAGGUCCAGAAGAAGAUCCAGGAGGAGAUUGACAGUACGAUUGGGUUGGACAGACACCCCAAUCUGAGUGACAGGGGCAGUUUGCCCUACCUGGAAGCAACGAUACGGGAGGUGCUACGGAUCAGACCGGUCUCCCCCCUCCUCAUCCCUCAUGUGGCCCUCACACACUCCAGUAUUGGUGAUUUUACUAUCCCGAAAGGAACUCAAGUCAUUAUUAACCUUUGGUCCUUGCAUCACGAUGAAAAGGAAUGGAAAAACCCAGAUGUAUUUGACCCUGGUCGCUUUCUAGAUGAAGAGGGGAAGCGAGUCUAUUCUCCCUCUGCCAGCUACCUCCCGUUUGGGGCAGGGGUCCGGGUGUGUCUGGGACAGUCACUAGCUAAGAUGGAGCUCUUCCUGUUCCUGGGCUGGAUGCUGCAGCGGUUCACCCUGGAGGUACCAGCCGAUCAGCCCCUGCCUAACUUACAGGGCAAAUUCGGAGUCGUCCUCCAGCCCCAGAAAUUCAAAGUGAACGCCAGACUUAGGGAUUCCUGGGUGAACACUGAAAUGUACCACUGAAUAAUUACAAAGACUGCAUUGUAUUAUAUAGUCAGUUCAGCUAAGUGCAUUGCUACCUGAACGUAUAAAAAUAAAUGAAGGGAAAUAUUAUAUAAAUCAUACAUUGAAUAAACAUAUAAUUAAACACUUAAUUUAAUAAUGUUUAGGAUUAUCCCCCCUCCCUUCAAUAAAUAAAACAAAAACUGAAGCAUUUAAAAUCUCCUGUGUAAUAAAGUACAAUUAAUUGUC
Molecule: messenger RNA, 1998 nt
Organism: Acipenser ruthenus (sterlet)
Lineage: Eukaryota; Metazoa; Chordata; Actinopteri; Acipenseriformes; Acipenseridae
Gene: cyp17a1
Product: steroid 17-alpha-hydroxylase/17,20 lyase
Exons: 8
Coding region: 238-1770 (510 amino acids)
Biological process (GO): progesterone metabolic process; hormone biosynthetic process
Molecular function (GO): heme binding; iron ion binding; steroid 17-alpha-monooxygenase activity
Source: RefSeq, a predicted model, not a curated record